Salvelinus fontinalis (brook trout) is the source of this 2411-nucleotide messenger RNA. It is a transcript of the gene p4ha3, whose product is annotated as prolyl 4-hydroxylase, alpha polypeptide III. Bases 546 to 2189 code for a protein of 547 amino acids. Gene Ontology annotation, cellular component: endoplasmic reticulum. Gene Ontology annotation, biological process: peptidyl-proline hydroxylation to 4-hydroxy-L-proline. The record is from RefSeq and is a predicted model, not a curated record. The transcript is spliced from 13 exons. Gene Ontology annotation, molecular function: iron ion binding; protein binding; L-ascorbic acid binding. Lineage: Eukaryota; Metazoa; Chordata; Actinopteri; Salmoniformes; Salmonidae.
AAGACGUUCAGUUUCUUUGGCGAAAUGAAAACAUUGAUAGCUAAAGCAAUAAGGGUUAGAUUAUUUGAUAUUCAGAGUUAUUAUAAAACAAUUUAACGAAACUAUUAUAUAAGUGGAAGGCAGGGACUGGGCACAUUCACGCAUCACAAUUCCAAAGUGCAAACUGUUGCAAUACAUUUUGAGCAAAUACAGUUAUCCUAAACAACCUAAUGUAAUAUGAUUGUUCAUUAAUCAUGCAACUCUAUAUAUGAGAUAGGCAUUGUUGAACUAUUCCUCCGGAUGACAGAUCAUGUGAAGUGGUGAAAGCUGAUGUCUCAGGUGUGACCGGCGCGCGCUGUUGAGAAAGAACAUUGCAGAGAUUUACACAGAACCGCAGGACCGAGCGCAGCUUUCCCGUAGGGCAGGCUUGAGUGGUUUCAAACAAGAAACUGCGCUACACUUUAUACAUUGACAGCAAGAACCAUUGUAGAUUAGAGUUUACAAAAAAUCUAGCACAAGCAUAGGCAACAUUUUAAACAUAAUCGAGGGGAUCAUACGCGCGCAAAAUGCUAUAUUAUUUCAAAUCCAUUUACUCAGCCUGUGUUAUAAUCAGUGUCAUUUUGAUGCCGUUAUCUUUUGGUGAGAUGUAUACGUCAUUAUUGAACGUAAAACAAGCCAUCAAUGUUGAAAGACAACUUAUUGAUCAUUUAGAAACUUACAUCGAACACGAAUCGGAGAGACUUGAAGACAUCAAAAGGUUUUAUGCAAAGGUGUCAGACUUGCACAGUGAGGUGUACAGUGGACCGUCAGCUGCUAUGGCAAACCCCUUGGUGGCGUUCACUCUUAUCAAGCGCUUGCAAUCCGAGUGGCGGAAUCUGAUCUACAGUGAUGAAGCACAAGAAAACACCCAAGACUUCAGGUCUGGUUACGAGGAGGUGGAGAAGGAGGGCAGCUUGCCCAAACUGGAGGACCUUCAGGGGGCUGCCAAGGGGCUGAUGAGGCUGCAGGAUGUGUAUGCCCUUCAAGUGGGGGGACUUGUGAGAGGUCACUUCCAGAGGAUCACUGACGGCAACCCCAUUGACAUCUACAGUCCCACAGUAUCUGUUCCUCUUUCUGGGGAUGAUUGCUUCCUAGUUGGGAAGGUUGCCUAUGAGCUGGAGGACUACUACCACUCAGUGCAGUGGCUGGAGGAGUCAGUGCGUCUGUUCCGAGGGGCAGGGGGGGAAUGGAGUCCAGAGAAUGAGGGAACUCUGGAAGAUGCUCUGGAUCACCUGGCCUUUUCUCACUUCAAGACAGGAAACAUUUCCUAUGCACUGAGUCUCUCUCAGGAGUUGUUGAACCAUGAUCCCAUGAACGGGAGAGUUUUGAAGAAUGUACAGAAGUAUGAGCGACUGCUAGUUGACAGUCCACCCUUACUGAGCACUGACACUGGGUUGAAGAGGCCCAACACCACCUAUCUACGGACAAGGAACACCUAUGAGAGACUAUGUCGAACACAGGGCACUCAGCCAACGCAUUAUGAAAACCCCCGGCUGUUCUGUGACUAUUUCAACAAUGACAGUCCUGGGUUGCUACUGCAGCCAAUCAGACGUGAGGUGCUGAGCCUGCAGCCUUACGUGGUCCUUUACCACAGCUUCAUCACUGACUCAGAGGCAGAGAGCAUCAGGGACCUCGCCCAGACAGGGUUAAGGAGAUCUGUAGUGGCAUCUGGAGAGGAACAGGCUACUGCAGAGUAUCGCAUCAGCAAGAGUGCAUGGUUAAAGGAGACAGCCCACCCUAUCAUUGGGAGGCUGGACCAGAGAAUCACCUUGCUCACAAGUCUCAAUGUGCAGCCUCCGUAUGCAGAGUACCUCCAAGUGGUGAACUAUGGGAUUGGAGGACACUAUGAACCCCAUUUUGACCAUGCAACGUCAGCAUCAAGCCCCCUUUUUAGGCUCAACACUGGGAAUCGAGUGGCAACCUUCAUGAUAUACCUCAGCUCUGUGGAUGCAGGUGGGUCCACAGCCUUCAUCCAUGCUAACUUCAGCGUUCCUGUUCUGGAGAAUGCUGCCCUCUUCUGGUGGAACCUCCAUCGGAACGGUCAAGGAGAUGGGGACACUCUGCAUGCUGGCUGCCCUGUUCUUGUUGGGGACAAAUGGGUGGCUAACAAAUGGAUCCAUGAGUACGGCCAGGAGUUCCAGAGACGCUGUAGCCCCAAUCCUGAGGAGUGAGAAGAGAGAAAGCAGCUGCUGGGACCGCUUGGAGUACAAGAGCCAGUCUCCACAAUGGAGCCGCGCGCACCACGCAGGCAGGAACGAGAGAGGGCAUGAGAAGCGCUAGCGGCUGGGGGAGGGGAAGGCAACCAAGGAGCAGCCUGCAUCUGUGAUUGGAGCUUCAGGCCCAAGGGAAUGAGGAGCACAGACACUGCUGGAGGGGGCUGGAAUGGCAGGAGG